AUGGCUAGGAGACCGACAAAAGUACAGUCUGAGGAGAAAUCUUUUCAAAAUGCGGCUAAGAAGAGGACGCACGAAGAACAAAAUGAGAGUUCUGAUGAAGAAUUUGAGUUGAAUGGAAAAAUCAAUCCAGAUGAUAGUGAUGACGAGAGUGCAUCAGAACCAGAAGCAGGAGAACCUUCUGAAGAGGAUUCUGAAGCAGAGUUGAAUGCAAUGCUAGAACAAGAAGAAGGUGAAGCAAGUGAGGGAGAAAGUGACAGUGAUUUAUCGUUUUCUGACGAAGAUGAUACAAAGUCGCUGACUGAUCGUUUAUCUGAUGUCAAACUUCGUACAUUAUCAAGCGAAUCGUUGAAAAAACUUGACGAGGUUCAUACCACCUUUGUAGACGGUAGGCCAAGGAUCAUCAAACCCGAAAUCGAGCCUGUUUAUGAUUCCGAUGAUUCUGAUCAAGAAGAAUUUAAUACAAUUGGAAAUAUUCCGUUGAGUGCUUAUGAGGAAUAUCCACACAUUGGUUAUGAUAUUAACGGUAAGAGGAUCAUGAGGCCUGCAAAGGGCUCUGCUCUUGACCAGCUGUUGGAAAACAUCGAUCUACCAGAAGGUUGGACCGGUUUGCUCGAUAAGAACUCUGGUUCUGCGUUAAACAUCAGUGAAGAAGAAUUGGAGUUGAUUCGUAAGAUUGAGAAAAAUGAGAAUACAGAUGAAAGCAUAAACAUGUAUGAGCCAACAAUUGAAUGGUUCACGUCAAAGACCGAAAUAAUGCCGUUAAGUGCAGCACCAGAACCAAAGAGUAGAUUUACACCUUCCAAGCAUGAAGCUAGAAGAAUCAUGAAGAUUGUGAAGGCGAUCAGAGAAGGAAAGAUCAUUCCACCAGAUCAAAGGAAAAAAAUACAAGAAGAGGAAGAAGAAAACCAUUAUGAUUUAUGGGAAGGUGUUGAUGAUGAAAUUACAAAAGAUCAUAUUAUGACUUUAAGAGCACCUAAAUUACCUCCUCCAACGAAUGAAGAAUCAUACAAUCCACCUGAGGAGUAUUUACUCACGCCAGAAGAACAAAAGCAGUGGGAGGAAAUGGAUCCAUCUGAACGUGAACGUAACUUUAUCCCCCAAAAAUAUGGUUCAUUAAGAAAAGUUCCUGGCUAUGGGGAAAAUAUUCGUGAACGGUUCGAGAGAUGCCUAGAUUUGUACCUUGCACCAAGAGUUCGUAAGAAUAAACUGAAUAUCGAUCCGGAAUCCCUUGUUCCUGAGUUACCAUCUCCUAAGGAUUUGAGACCAUUCCCUAUCAGAACAUCCACCACAUAUGAAGGUCAUGAGGGUAAGAUUCGUACAUUAUCAGUCGAUCCAACUGGUAACUGGUUAGCAACAGGUUCUGAUGAUGGUACUGUUCGUAUUUGGGAAGUUUUGACAGGUAGGCAAGUUCACAAAUUUAAUAUUAUCGACACGGAAGAAAACAGUGAAGAUCAUAUCGAAUCAGUUCAGUGGAACCCAGAUCCAGAUUGCGGUAUUUUGGCAAUUGCAGCUGGUGAAAACAUCUAUAUUUGUAUUCCACCGAUCUUUGGCUAUGAAAUUGAAAAUGAAGGGCACACAAGAAUUGAGGAUGGUUUUGGUUUUGCGAAAAUGAAGAACAACUCUAGUGAUAUGAAAGGUGUGGCUUCUGAUAAUGAGGAGGAAGAAAGAGACGAAGAAGGUGGUGCUAACCAAACUGAAAAUGAUAAGAAGAAUGCAGCUGAAUGGUUCAAGCCUACCAAGGCGCAACUUGAAAAUGGUAUUUCAUUGGUUAUCACAACCAGUAGAGGUUCAUCAGCUUGUACGAUUAAGAAGUUAAACUGGCAUCGCCGUGGUGAUUACUUAUUGUCGGUUGCACCUGACGGAGGUAACAAGGCGAGUAUUCUAAUCCAUCAACUGUCCAAGCAUGCGUCACAAUCACCUUUUUCCAAAAGUAGAGGUAUUCUAAUGGAUGCAAAAUUCCACCCGACAAAACCAAUUUUAAUAGUAAUGUCACAAAGGUAUAUCAGAAUUUACAAUCUACAACUUCAACAAUUGGUCAAGAAGUUACUACCAGGUGCAAGGUGGUUGUCUUGUUUGGACAUCCAUCCAAGAGGUGGUGACCAUCUGAUUGCCGGUUCUUAUGAUAAGAGAGUCUUAUGGCAUGACUUAGAUUUGGCUGCAACACCAUAUAAAACAUUAAGAUAUCAUGAAAAGGCGGUUAGGUCUGUUGCAUUCCACAAGGGAACGUUGCCAUUAUUCUGUUCUGCUUCUGAUGAUGGGGCAAUUCAUGUCUUCCAUGCCACCGUUUAUGAUGAUUUAAUCACAAAUCCGCUACUGGUUCCUUUAAAGAAGUUAGAAGGACAUAAAGUUGUUAACUCUCUAGGUGUUUUAGAUGUUUGUUGGCAUCCACGGGAAGCAUGGUUGUUCUCUGCUGGGGCGGACCAUGUUGCUAGAUUGUGGACAACUUAA
Molecule: messenger RNA, 2448 nt
Organism: Pichia kudriavzevii
Lineage: Eukaryota; Fungi; Ascomycota; Pichiomycetes; Pichiales; Pichiaceae
Exons: 1
Coding region: 1-2448 (815 amino acids)
Biological process (GO): ribosome biogenesis; maturation of LSU-rRNA from tricistronic rRNA transcript (SSU-rRNA, 5.8S rRNA, LSU-rRNA)
Cellular component (GO): preribosome, large subunit precursor; PeBoW complex
Molecular function (GO): ribonucleoprotein complex binding; protein binding
Source: RefSeq, a predicted model, not a curated record